CGUGACCGAGCUUUUGAACGGACUGUUUAAGAUAAAUAUUAAGAAGCGGUUCUACAAUGAGUGCCAUUUUAAAUGCUUUUAUUUUAUUAACGCAAGUCACGGUUAUAUUUUCAGCGUUACUACCAAUCCAGAAAUGCCAGUUGUCUGAUCCAGAAUGUUUGAAGAAGUCUGCCCAGCUUGUCGUAGGACAAUUUACAGCUGGAAUCCCAGAGGUUGGCACCGAAGUUCUGGAACCAGUUCACAUUGACAUUAUCAAGAUCGACUUGUCUGGUCUGAAGCUAACAGUCAGAGAUGCGGACAUAAAAGGACUUAAGAACUCAGUGAUUGACAAACUUAAAGUGGACACAGCGAAGAAAGUUAUCGAAUUGACUUAUCAUGUAGCUCCCAUUACGUUAAAGGGCAAGUACAAGGCAGGUGGCAUGUUGCUCAUCCUACCCAUCAGUGGAGAUGGAGAUGUUACUAUCAAAAUCAAAAAUCUCGGCGUCACUCUAACCAUGCCAUACGACAUUGUUAAAAAUGAGCAAGGCAAAGACGUCAUCGAGUUGAAGAGUUACAAAUAUACUUAUGAGAACAAUGAAAACACUCACUUUAAACUAACCAACUUGUUCAAUGGAAACAAACAAUUGAGCGACGCUAUGCUGACAUUCAUGAAUGAAAACUGGAAAGCGAUUUCUCAAGAAUUUGGCAACCCUAUGCUGGACAAACCAGUGCAAAAGAUUUACAACGCCAUCAAAACUUACCUGAGAUCACAACCCUUAGAAGAAAUUGCCGUUGUUUAAAUUGUUGCCAAAAAUUAAUUUAUUGUUUUCUUUGACAUUAUGUGGUUAAGG
Spodoptera exigua (beet armyworm) is the source of this 830-nucleotide messenger RNA. The record is from the annotation of a GenBank genome assembly. NCBI's taxonomy places the organism in Eukaryota, Metazoa, Arthropoda, Insecta, Lepidoptera, Noctuidae.